UAAGAGACGCGCACUGUGCUGAAGACAUGCAAAGUAACUUUUGAAUCAUGAGUAGAACGGUUAACUAUGGAAAAUCUGCCUUCGGUAACUUCCUCUACUUAUGUUUGAAUCUAUGGCUGAUGUUCAUGGCCACUGCUGCUUCAUCAAUCGAAUGUGAUCCUAAAAAGUGUAAAGGACCUAUACAACACUACCAUGAACUGCGUUGUGAACCGAUUUAUAAAAAACCUAGUGAUUGCUGUGCUGUUAGUUAUAAUUGUUCACAUUUAAGUGAAAGAUCGCCGUAUAAUUGUUAUGUAAAUGGACACGUAUACAAUAUUGGAGAUAAACUGAAAGAUGAAGAUCGUAAUAAUCCCUGCGAUAUAGAUUGUAACUGUGUGAAAGGAUUUAAAGAUGUGGCAACAUUUACUUGUGCAGCAAUUGAUUGUUCUAUCAUGAGGAUAAAAGAAGGGUGUUAUUUUAAACGAAAACCAGGCACUUGUUGCGAUGGAGAACAAAUAUGUCCUGAAAUUUCGGAAGAAAGAACAAAAUGUGAAAUUGACGGACGAACUUAUUUAGAUGGAGAACCUUUUUACCCAAGCGAAAAACCUGAAUUGGUGUGCCAAUGCUCGAAAGGAUAUAAAGGAGAAUACGUUGCACCAUUUUGUGAACAUAUAUCAUGUGGAACGGAACUGCUUCGAACCUUAGAAAUUCGAGAGAAUUGCGCUCCUGUAUUUUAUCAUAGUCAAAUACCGCAAACCAGUUGCACUUAUGGGUACAGAUGUCAGAAUUAUAACGACACUGUAAUUCAUCGGAUUACGAAAAUAUCAUCAAAUAAUGUGUCUGAGGAAUUAACAUCUGAAAAACUGUCUAGCAACAAAAUGUGUAAAUUUGGUAAUCUGACAAUGGAAAUCGGAGAUGAGUUGAACCAAGCAACCGACUAUAGUUCCGUAUGCGUGAGAUGUGUUUGUGAAGUGCCACCCACACCAACUUGUCAACGGCUUCCAGAUAAUGAAUGCGACGUUACAAAUCAUCCACUAUUUUAAAAUAAGAUUUUUAAUAAUUAUA
Messenger RNA from Ceratosolen solmsi marchali, 1044 nucleotides. Its product is annotated as kielin/chordin-like protein. The record is from RefSeq and is a predicted model, not a curated record. NCBI's taxonomy places the organism in Eukaryota, Metazoa, Arthropoda, Insecta, Hymenoptera, Agaonidae. The transcript is spliced from 7 exons. Bases 48 to 1022 code for a protein of 324 amino acids.